AUUUAGUGGAUGCCUCUCUUAAAGGCAGCCCCAUCAAUGUUAGAAAGCUCCAUAAGAGAGCUUUCCUUGCCAGGGAUCUAUCCUCUUCAUCAUCUGAGGAGGAUUUGGUCCCAGUUUUAAAUAAAAAGCAUAAAGGAAGACGGCUGGUCUCUUCCGCCAGUUCCUCGUCUGAGGAAAACUUCUCCGCUCCUCCUUCCCCUCAUACUCGUUUGAGUAAGCGAAAAUUUAAGGGGACAGGACCUCAAAAAAGGAAUAGCGUGUUUCCCUCGUUUGAGCACCAGAAACACCUCCCAGAGGAAAAGGGCAAAUCUCGUUGGAGGUUAGAUAGUCCCUCUCCUUCCUCUUCUAGAGCGUUCGCUCACUCUUCUUCCCAAAGCCGUCCCAGUUCCAGAUACGGCUCUCCAGAAAUAGACUGGGAAUCCGAGGAAGUGGUUCGUUCAGCAGCUUCCACUGAGCGAGGGAAGCUAAGCAAUGUUCAGAUGGCCAGAGUAAGUCUCCUAGGAAAGACUCUCCCAUCAAAAUUAUUUCACUCCAGAUGGGCUAUGGAGCACGAUUCCGAGGUUAGAGAUUUUGCUAAACUAGCCUUCAGAUCCCCCUUGGUUAAGGAAGAUGACCUUCUCCUCAGGAACCACAUCGGUAUCCCGGACAUUCAGGCUCUAAUGGCCCCAGAGGUAGACCCUUCGCUGUUAUCCAUCACAGGGAGCAGCGUAUCCUCUGAUCCCACAGACCAGACUUUUCGCAAUAUACAGUUUAAAAUUGCUGAUGCUGUGGGACCACUAUUACUGAUGCUGGAUAAAGCAGAAAAAGAAGGCAAUGCUCAGAAACCUUCCACUUCAUCCCUGUUAGCAUCUAAGAUGGCCCUUUUAAAAGCGUCUGGCAGGGCAGUGCUAAUUAUUGGCCAAUCCUUUAAUUACAUUUCAAACAUCCGCAGAUCCCGCUGGCUCCAUGCAGCUGGUCUGUCCGACCUAGCCCCCAAAUCGCAUAAGUUCCCAAAUUUGGAGGAUUCUUACCUAUUCGGUCCCUCGUUCAUUCAGGAGGUUAAAGGCCGUUACAAGGCAAGGAGAUCCUUUUCAGAACUCAAGAAGUCCGUCCCUGGCUACAAGAAGCCCAUUCGGACGGAGGGUCGCCCCUAUAGGGCUGCAGGAGCGUCCCGAGAAGCCUCUCACCAGGCCCAGUACCGCCACUACAGUGGAAGACAUAAGCUCCCAGGCGGCGGCAGAGGAGCGCAUUCCAGAGGCGGUUCAGCUUCCAAAAGGAAACCCAUGCAUUCAA
Molecule: messenger RNA, 1272 nt
Organism: Pelobates cultripes (western spadefoot toad)
Lineage: Eukaryota; Metazoa; Chordata; Amphibia; Anura; Pelobatidae
Source: the annotation of a GenBank genome assembly